Molecule: messenger RNA, 1316 nt
Organism: Spizellomyces punctatus DAOM BR117
Lineage: Eukaryota; Fungi; Chytridiomycota; Chytridiomycetes; Spizellomycetales; Spizellomycetaceae
Exons: 1
Coding region: 61-1029 (322 amino acids)
Source: RefSeq, a predicted model, not a curated record
AGUAGAACACACUAGUUGAAACACUUAAGGGAAACCAUUUACAAAAUCAAGAGAUCUUGGAUGGGCAUCGGUAGUAGCACCUCAGCAGAUCCACUCAGGGACGUGGACGACGCUUUCAUGUCGCAUUACGCCGCGCUAAAGGCACGAUCAAUCGAUUGGGAAAAGAACUCGAUUCUCAUCCUGACCGGGUCAGACUUGAAGUUGCUUUUCCACGAUAAUGCAAAGUCAACCGUAAACCGUGCGGUCCCAUUUUCGGAAUUAUCUCGGAAAAUGUAUUCUUUUAACGUCCCUUUGUUCCAUCGCUUGAAGUCUCUGUGUCAUCUUCCACUAGCAGUAUUAGCCGUUGUGGCCGGCCACACAGACUUGGAAACAAGUCAGAAAAAGCUCAAAGAACUGGAAACCAAAGCGGUGGCGGUCAAAGAGGCCAUUGUUAAAGAGGAGUACAGCUUUACACAGGAGCAGCGCCAGCGAAAUCUCAGCAUGGUGGAUCAGACGAUCAAGCUUAUCCAUACUUACACAUCCCACAAUCCCGCCACGGAUAAGCAGCUUCCUCAAACCGAUUUAUCGUCGUUUUUCCGCCGUCUUCGCUCUGCUUUCAUGUCCAACAUGUAUGAAGCAACCCUCUCGUGCCUCGAAGCUCUCGAUCACAAGCUCCACGAAAUCAUUGCAGACAUUGGCGCAUCGAAGAAUCUCCACAUCGUUGUGACCGGUGAACAUAUGCCUCAGGAAGAUAACAUGGCACUGCAAUAUUUUCUUGCCGCGUGUGGUAGAAAGAGAGAAGGAGAUAGAGUUUAUUAUGCUACCUCAAAGUACAAUGAAGAAGAACUGGUGCAGUUUGUAGCUCAGCAUUUGGCGGACGGAGUUGUUGGAAUGACGGUGUAUGGAAAUGGAGAGGUGAUGCACAGAGAUCUACUGGCGCCCGCUGCAGAAGAGAUCAUAAAACGAUGGGAGGCCGAAGGUCGCCUACCUAUUCAGGAUCUUUUGAGGGACGCAGACGUGAAAAGAUGGAAAUGUCCCUUUAUAAUAUAGCAAAAUUAAUAGCAAAGACUGUUUGGGUUCCCUCCUCUCAGUUGCAUGAGCAGUGGGUGUACUACGACUUUCCGUGAGCAGAGAACGAACCGCCGUCCCGCAAUCUCUUGCCAGUACUAGGAUCCUGUCAAAAUGAACUCUUUGGGUCAUUGCAUGAAGAAGCAAGAAACCCAAAUCGAGAUUGCCUCCUGUUGGAUGGACAAGCACAUGAUAAUGGCCGCUCUUUCACGUGAGAUUAUUCUGCUGUGCUUUCAGACGGAAUACAAAGGUUGGACAACCUACUGGAC